Racocetra persica is the source of this 618-nucleotide messenger RNA. The record is from the annotation of a GenBank genome assembly. NCBI's taxonomy places the organism in Eukaryota, Fungi, Glomeromycota, Glomeromycetes, Diversisporales, Gigasporaceae.
AUGACUGAUAAUAACCGGGGUAAUUAUUACAUUAUUGCCGACCAUUUGCGAACUACCAUUUUUGCUUUGGCUGACGGAGCCGUAUUCGAACCGAAAGGACGAGGUUAUAUUUUGAAAAAAUUAGUUAAGAAAGUGGCUUGGUUGGCUUACUUUCUUAAUCUGGCCCGAGAAAAUUUACGAGCCAUCAGUGAAGAAUUGAUAACAGUUAAUUCUUCUUAUUAUCCUUAUCUACAAGAAAAAAAAGCUGCAAUAAUAAGUAGUAUUGAAAAGGAACUUGGGAAAUCUCAACAGUUAAUUAUUGAGGCCGUAAGAAAGUUAGAUAAUUAUUUUUCUCCUGAGAUUACGGCCCAAGACAUAUUUUUCUGGUAUGAUACCCAAGUGAAAGGAGAAGAGAUAAAACAACUAUGGAAGGAAUUGGAAGCUGUCAAAACAGAACGAGACGGAUUAAGAGAUGCGACCACAAAGUUCAUUCGGAACAACAACGGGGAGAUUUUAGAACAAAACGAAAACAAAAAAUCUAUCAAUAGUGAGAACAAAUUAGAGAUUAUUAAUGCUGAUUAUGAAAAACAACUAGCCGAGGCGAAUAAGUUAAGAAGAAAAGUUAGAACAAGAAAUUGA